AAUGGCGAAGUGAAGGGUGUUCUAGAUGRACACUUCGCAAAUUUACCUGUUAUUUUAGUCCUAUUYCUACMAUGUAARCAGUCCAAAAACCCAACAYAUAGAAGUAGAUUCAUAAAAAUAGAAAAUGAAYUACUUUAAAGGGUUAGUUUCUAACRUGCGUGGAUUUUACAGCGAGAUAAACUCAGCGACUUUGACUGGAGCCAUUGAUGUGAUAGUCAUACGACAAGAAGAUGGGUCGUUCCUUGGCUCGCCUUUUCAUGUGCGCUUUGGAAAACUUGGAGUACUACGAAGUAGAGAGAAAAUUGUUGAUAUUAUGAUAAAUGGUGAACCAGUUGAUCUUCAAAUGAAACUUGGAGAUGCUGGUGAAGCAUUCUUUGUGGAAGAGGUAGAAGAGCCUUCAGAACUGCCAAGAGACUUGAUAACGACUCCCAUUCCUUCAUCAACCAGUCUUAUAGAUAAGAUUGAAGAACAAAAGGAUAAGGAAGAAGCCAGCCUGGAAAAUAAAAGUGAAACAACAACAGAUGACCAGAAUGAGACAUUGGAAUCCCCUGCCACACAAGAAUCUAAUAUAAAUAAAGAAUCUGAAAAACUAGAGMCUCCAGAAAAUGAAAAACAAAAGCAAGUUCAAACAGAAAUAUUAGCAAUAAAAAAUGAUAAAAAUAYUGACAUAGAGAAAUCAAAAGACACCAAGAGUGAAGUUGUAGAAACAAAUGAAAAAAUGGAUGAAAAUCAGGAUGACAAAAUAUUAAAUGGAACUGAAGAAACUAUAAAGGAAAGUGACAACCUGGAAACCAAAAAAGAAGAAGAACAAGUAGAAAGUACCUUAGAUGUUGAAAAAGAAGACCAUAUUGUAAAAGAAGAGCCCAAGGAUAGUGAUGCUAGUGAAAAAGCAAUAGAUGUACCUGGACAAAAKCGAAAUACUGAUUCAGGAAACACUUCAGAUGAACUUGAUACAACUGUUACACAGGAAGAUGAACUCAGUCAUUCGUAUUCACAAAGCAUCCCUAUCCCAGGACGACAAGUGGAAAUGUACCCUGAAAGUGAUUCAAAUUGGAUGACAGACUCUACAUCAUUACCCAAAGAAAAUGAGUUUAUCAGAGACCACAGAUACCCAUUGUCUGAUUUAGACUCUCCUAUAGGCACACCUCCAGAUCCAAGGGAUAAGCACAUGCAACACUUGAAGCCAUUCAACCCUCAAUACUGUCUGAGUGACACAGAAGCAGAAAUACAACAAAGUCAAGAUAGUAUCAAUGUUGAUAAUGAAGUAACAUGGGACUGGGGCAAGCUGCCAAAGGGACCAGAAAAUGGAUUUGUCCAAGAACGAAAACUCAGUGAACACAAAAAAGAAGAAACUAGCCAUGGUUAUAGAAGCAAAAGAAAAGAUCCCUACAAAUCCCAUAAGAUUAAAGAAGAGGGUAUUUAUCUAGAUGAUCUCAAUUCUAUUGAUCAAGAARUAGCAGCACUUUACCUCAACCAAGCUUUGACAUCAAGAGAUGAUAAAAUAAAAGGACAACUGGAUUCACAGAUCACUGAAGACAGAGAAUCUGGUAUAGGACAGUCUCUUCCUAGUUCCCCUACAUUAGAUCUUAUAGGCACUAAAUAUCCUGGAUCUGAGAGCACUUAUAGUAACUUUGCAAUGUCUCUCUGUGGAGAUCUCAAAAGUGGAAAAGUUCCUUUAGAGAGUUUUGUCAGUAGCCAGAUAACAUAUGACGACCUGUCAUCCAACCCUACUCUUCUUAACGACCCUAAACUGGUGAUUAGAAUCAAUGACAGAUAUUAUAAUUGGCAGAUUGCAGCUCCAAUGCUAAUGUCUUACCUUAUGUUCCAGAGGCCAUUGAAACAGGAAACUGUUCAGUCAUUAGUAAAACAGCACAUGCCGAAGAAGGAAAAGAGGAGAAGUUAUUAUUGGUUCUCAUGGAGGCCAAACUAUGAAGAACAGUCCUCAGAUGAAGAAUUUGACCUAGUAAAUAACAAACCUGGGCGUCCACGAGCACACAACAACCUCAGAAAACAACACACAACAACACCAGUGAAUGGCUCCUACUCCAACAACGACCUAACACUGAUCACUGAGCCACAUGAAGAAACUAGCAACCAAUGGCAAAGGCAGAGAAAUGUUUCCGAAUGCAGUGGAAAUGAAUCAGAUGUUGCAUACAAAAAGUCUACAAGAUUGAAUUCUGAGAACUUGGCAAAGCUUAAUCUUCAUGAUGGAGCAAAUAGUAUACGUUUUUCAGUUACUACUAAAUAUCAGGGUACAGCAGAGUGUCAAGCUACAAUAUAUUUAUGGAACUAUGAUGAUAGGAUUAUCAUCUCUGAUAUUGAUGGUACUAUUACAAAAUCAGAUGUGCUAGGACAGAUUCUGCCUGUUGUAGGACAAGCUUGGGCACAAUCUGGUGUCGCACACUUUUUUAGCUCAAUAGAUAGAAAUGGAUAUAAACUGCUGUAUCUGUCAGCAAGAGCUAUUGGGCAGGCCCAAUUGACAAGAGACUAUUUAAAGAGUGUUAAACAGGACCAGAUCACCCUACCUGAUGGUCCUCUCUUAUUAUCACCUGCAUCACUUAUCAAAGCCUUCCACAGGGAGGUGAUAGAAAAGAAACCAGAGGAAUUUAAGAUUGCUGCUUUAAGAGAUAUUCAAAGCUUGUUUCCUUGUAAAAACCCAUUCUACGGUGGAUUCGGUAACAAAAUUAAUGAUGUAUUAUCAUAUCGUGCAGUUGGUGUGUCAUCGUCUAGGAUAUUCACAAUUAACCAUAAAGGAGAGGUCAGAAAUGAGCUGAUAACGACCUUCCAAUCCUCAUAUUUACGACUAAGCGACUUAGUGGACCAUAUGUUCCCACCCUACAAAAAGCAUGAGUCCAUGAAACAUUCCGCUCUCGUAGCCCCUGACGAAUUCAGCUCCUUUACGUACUGGAGAAACCCCCUUCCCGAGAUAGACCUGUCUGAGAUUGUAACACUUACGGAACAAGAUGAAACUGCACCUACAGCUUAGAACAAGAAAAAGGCAAGUGAAGAUUUCUUGCGUCUAUUUCCCCUGAACCAAGAAUUAUAAAUAUAAAUGAGCAAUAAUAACAAUAUUAUUAAUAAUGACUAAAUUAAUCUAUACUAUUCAUAUUAAUAUUGAUUUUAGCUAAGAACGUUUGAUUUUUCUAUCACAUCGAGUUAUUUUYAUGAAAAGUCUAUAUUAUAUGAUUAGACUAGUUAAUUCUGGCUUAUUUUUUUGAGAAAUGAAGUGAAGUAAAGACGUUAGAGGUCCAGACUGAAGGAGGUCUGAGAUCGGACCCAAACAUCUUUACAAUGGCUCUUGAAAAAUAAGUCAAAGUCAACAAGUCUAAUUAAAAUUAACUUAAACAUAUCUCAGGGGGGAAAAUAAGUAAGAUCAAAAACACAAUUUGUGCAACCCUCUUCGUAUGUUUGAGUCACUCAGUACCAGUCUCUCGCGCCAGUCCUUCAAGGAAUACAAAACGCUGUGUCUUUUAUUGUGAUAAAAAUUCUGUAUUUCUUAUGGCUUUUACGACAUUCCUGUCCUCUCCCCCAAGGGUUAACUCGAUCGCCUACCCAGAGAGUGAGGGUUGGGCAAAUAGUGUACUGUUAUYGCGUACUAGAUUUUUGCUGGUCAAAAUCUGGGCUCUGGCGAGUCAUUACGCUUAACAGUACUGUACAAGCUUUACUGGAAGAAAAGAUAUUUCGUUUUAUCAAAUUAAUGCUCAAGUUUUUCGGCCUUCUUCGUUUCCCAUUGUAGACCCUUUCCUUGAUGGCAUGCUUUUCUAGACAUGAUUGCUACAAAUAGGCAAGAUCUAUCAUCUGCAAGACAGCUCAGUCUAAUCGUUUAUUCUUACAAAAGAAAAAAAACACCGUGUAAUAUAGCUAUAGUUAACCAAACGUACGAAUAAAAUGUUCUCAAUAUG
Actinia tenebrosa (Australian red waratah sea anemone) is the source of this 3902-nucleotide messenger RNA. RefSeq names its product phosphatidate phosphatase LPIN2. Gene Ontology annotation, biological process: fatty acid catabolic process; cellular response to insulin stimulus; triglyceride biosynthetic process. NCBI's taxonomy places the organism in Eukaryota, Metazoa, Cnidaria, Anthozoa, Actiniaria, Actiniidae. Gene Ontology annotation, cellular component: nucleus. Gene Ontology annotation, molecular function: transcription coactivator activity; phosphatidate phosphatase activity. The record is from RefSeq and is a predicted model, not a curated record.